Messenger RNA from Perca flavescens (yellow perch), 2520 nucleotides. Its product is annotated as intercellular adhesion molecule 1. The record is from RefSeq and is a predicted model, not a curated record. Bases 180 to 1250 code for a protein of 356 amino acids. The transcript is spliced from 5 exons. Gene Ontology annotation, molecular function: integrin binding. Gene Ontology annotation, biological process: cell adhesion. NCBI's taxonomy places the organism in Eukaryota, Metazoa, Chordata, Actinopteri, Perciformes, Percidae.
CGUUAAUGCAUCACAGACAAGGGUAGCGUUCAUACUGUCUAUGGUAGUGUUUCGCGACUUGAUCCCAGGUGAAAGAGAAAGUACAACAGAUGAGAGAUUCACGGAUUUGGAAAUAAGUCUGUCAACUAGACCGUUUUUGUAUUUCAUUUAGUGUUUCUGGUUAGCACACCGGCGAAACCAUGAAGUGGUUCUUCAUAUUAAGCGGCUUAAUAGCGUGUACAGGAAAGCCUGUGAGGUCCUCCUGUCCAGUUAAGAUGAGCCCUUCUAGAGUGGUGGUGAGAUUUGGAGAUCCCUUCUCGGUCAACUGCAGCUCACCAUCCAACCAGAUACAGUCAAUGGGCUGGGAGUCUCCAUAUGGCACAGGCAUAGGACGUCAAGAUGGGGUCUCCUCUGUUUCCUUAAAAAUAGACUCUGUGACAGACUGGGACCUUCAACCACUUUGUUUCAUCAAUCUCCUUGACAACAACCAGUGUGCAGAAACCCUAUCAGUCACUGUUUACAAAAUGCCGGACAGUGUGUCCAUGUCUCAGCCAAGUCAAAUGGGCCCCAUGGUAGAGGGCGAAAAGUAUCACAUGCAGUGUGACAUUGUUAAUGUUGCACCUGUAAGAAACCUCUCUGUGUCCUGGCACAAAGGAAAUAAGAUAAUCUAUACUGAGGCAUUUGACAAGACCAGUCCAUCUCCAGUCAAUACGUCAUCCGUCUUCACUCUGACUGCCCAAAGAAGUGAUAAUGGCACUCAGAUCUGGUGUGAAGCACAGCUGGAGUUUUCGCCUCUAGUGCCAAAUCUACACACAAUCCUAUCAAAGUCCCAUGAAGUGGUUGUACUGUACUCACCAACCUUCACCAAGCCCGAAAAUGAGACACUGGAACUCAGAGCUGGUAGUAAAAUCAUUUUAGAUUGCACUGCUAGAGGAAACCCAAUGCCGGUAUACAGCUGGCAUUUUCCAAACCCAAUACAACAGACGAAGAAGAAUGAAAAAGAGAAUCAGCACAUUUUGGCCUCGUCCAUUCAGUUUCCAGGGACCUAUACCUGCACAGCGUCUAAUACCCAGGGCACCAAGACCAAAACUUUUACUGUCGUCGAAGUUACAAGAAAUCGCACAACCCUUGCAGCCUUGGUUGGAGUAUUUCUGUGUGUGGCAGCCCUGCUCUUCAUCGGCGGCUUUUUUUUUGUGACACCUGAAGGCACAUUUUCUUUCAGCAAAGGCAGCUAUCUCAGAGGACAGCCCACCUCAUCAGGACCCGUAUGAGACACACUUUUUUUUUUUUAUUUAAUUUUGCAUGGCUUUACAAUGAAAAUGGUACAUUUUAAAUGUUUUUGUUUCUGCGCUUGGAUAAACAUAUCAGUAGCAUGUCUCUUAAAGGGCCUAGGUCUGUUCUGCAUGGUUAGUUGAUGCACUUUUGCUCUUGCUUGGACGUUGUACACUCAAGAAAUCAGGUGACUACUUAGAGAAUCAAAGGUACGCAGGUAAUCGGAGAACACGUUUACAUGCACUGUGGUGGCCUGGUUACUGUAAAUCUGUGUAUACAUGCAGCAGCUCUCUCCUUUCAUCCUUCUGCUCUGCUGUCACAGCAACACCUUCCCUGUCUGAAGUCUGUGUCCUGCACAUGUGCACAUGUAAAAAGCUGAUUGUAACCCGGUACUUAGGUAAAUGCAAACACACCAAUUAAAUCAAAUUACUGUUGAACCCAGGCGCAUUAACACCAACUGGGCUGCACAUUUGCUGUAUGGUUCAGUCUGAGCCGCUCUCAUCAACCUUGUAUCAGCAGGAAGUUGUUUGCAGCAACAGUUCUGAUGAACCUACAUACUCCAUUUAUAAGGUCAUAGUAAGUCAGGGCCGGGGGUUUGUUGUAGAGUUCUUCUGCUUCCAAGUGGCCAAAAAGUUUAUCCUUUCAGUGUGCCUUUGGUCACUCAGUAGCUGCACUCCUCUGGAAAAGGUCUUUUUUUUUAAAUAACAAACAUUCUCAUAAUAAGUCAUAGGAGAUGUAUGAAUGUGUAAUACUUAACUGUACUGAUUCAACAGCAAAUGUUGCCUUAUUGAUUGUACUAUAUUGCCUUGCUACUUAUCCCUAUUUCAUUGUACAAGCCACACAAGACCACAUUUUAAGGCAAAACUUGAGUUGCUCCACAUAUAUUUUAUACACUUAGAGUUACAGUAAUUACUUGAGAGUGCUUUAAACACUACAAUGGUGCACCAUGUUGAAAGGGAUAGUUUUUUUUAAUUAUUAUUUUAUAAAUAAAUUGUACUGUUGUAAUUGUACUUUUUUUUUUUACAUAUGCACUGGUACAGCUCUGGAAUGUUUAAUUAUUUUUGUACUGAAAAAUCUGACCAUGCCAUUUCUAUGAUGUUCUCUCUCUCUCUCUCUCUCUCUCUCUCUCUCUCUCUCUCUCUCUCUCUCUCUCUCUUCAAUCUCUCUCAUGCCCAUACUAAUUUGUCCUGCACAAAGUGAAUGUAAAGGAAAGCAUUUGUUAUUCUGCCUACUGUUGCCAAUAUAAACCUCUUUUUUUCUGAAACCAUG